CGGAGCCCCGGCCCGGAGGUCUGUCACGCUGUUUCAGCGCCAGGUGGCCGCUGUUAUACCACUUCGGUCCGCGACGAUCCUCUAGAGCACUGUGUGUCUCCCCGGACGCGAGCCCGCUCCCCUGAAAUCUGCAAAAUGGCUGAUAAUUUGGAUGAGUUUAUUGAAGAGCGAAAAGCCAGACUGGCCGAAGACAAAGCAGAGUUGGAAAGUGAUCCACCUUACAUGGAAAUGAAGGGAAAGUUGUCAGAGAAGCUUUCUGAAAACAGUAAGAUACUGAUCUCUAUGGCUAAGGAAAACAUACCACCAAAUAGUCAACAGACCAGGGGUUCCUUAGGAAUUGAUUAUGGAUUAAGUUUACCACUUGGAGAAGACUAUGAACGGAAGAAACAUAAAUUAAAAGAAGAAUUGCGGCAAGAUUACAGACGUUAUCUUACUCAGGAAAGGUUGAAACUUGAACGUAACAAAGAAUACAAUCAGUUUCUCAGGGGUAAGGAAGAAUCCAGUGAAAAGUUCAGACAGGUGGAAAAGAGUACUGAGCCCAAGAGUCAGAGAAAUAAAAAACCUAUUGGUCAAGUUAAGCCUGAUUUAACUUCACAAAUACAGACAUCUUGUGAAAAUUCAGAGGGUCCUAGAAAAGAUGUCUUAACUCCUUCAGAGGCAUAUGAAGAACUUCUGAACCAAAGACGACUAGAGGAGGACAGAUACCAACAACUAGAUGAUGAAAUCGAAUUAAGGAAUAGAAGAAUUAUUAAAAAAGCAAAUGAAGAAGUGGGCAUUUCCAACCUAAAACAUCGAAGGUUUGCAAGCAAGGCUGGCAUUGCAGAUAGAAGAUUUCACAGAUUUAAUGAGGAUCGUGUUUUUGAUAGAUGGUAUCAUAGACCAGACCAAGAUCCUGAAGUAAGUGAAGACAUGGAUGAGAGGUUUAGAUAUGAAAGUGAUUUUGAUAGAAGACUUUUGAGAGUGUAUACAAAUGACAGGAUGCACAGGAACAGACGAGGGAACAUGCCUCCCAUGGAACAUGAUGGGGAUGUUAUAGAACAGUCAAACAUAAGAAUUUCAUCUGCUGAAAAUAAAAGUGCUCCAGACAAUGAAACAUCCAAAUCUGCUAAUCAAGAUACCUGUAGUCCUUUUGCAGGGAUGCUCUUUGGAGGUGAAGAUCGAGAACUUAUUCAGCGAAGGAAAGAGAAAUACAGACUAGAACUAUUGGAACAAAUGGCUGACCAACAGAGGAACAAGAGACGAGAAAAAGAUUUAGAACUCAGGGUUGCAGCGUCUGGAGCACAAGACCCUGAGAAAUCGCCUGAUAGACUAAAGCAGUUUAGUGUGGCACCAAGACACUUUGAAGAGAUGAUACCACCUGAAAGACCCAGAAUAGCUUUCCAGACACCUCUCCCUCCUUUAUCUGCCCCAUCUGUCCCACCCAUCCCGUCAGUUCAUUCCAUUCCUUCUCAAAAUGAAGAUUUGCGCAGUGGACUCAGCAGCGCUCUUGGUGAAAUGGUGCCUCCCAGGAUUGCACCUCUGCCUCCACCUCCCGUACUACCACCUUUGGCUACUAACUAUCGAACUCCUUAUGAUGACACAUACUAUUUUUAUGGGGCCAGGAAUACUUUGGAUCCCAGUCUUGCUUAUUAUGGUUCAGGAAUGAUGGGCGUACAGCCUGCAGCUUAUGUUAGUGCUCCUGUCACCCACCAACUAGCACAACCUAUUGUGAAUACGGUUGGACAGAAUGAACUGAAGAUUACAAAUGAUCACGUGAUAAAUUCAGGAUUGAUUUUUGAAGAUAAACUGAAACCUUCCAAACAGUCACUUCAGUCUUACCAAGAGGCUUUGCAGCAGCAGAUUCGGGAAAGAGAAGAAAGAAGGAAGAAAGAACGUGAAGAAAAAGAAGAAUAUGAAGCUAAGUUAGAAGCUGAAAUGAGAACAUAUAAUCCCUGGGGAAAAGGUGGAGGUGGUGCUCCUCUCAGGGAUGCAAAAGGAAAUCUGAUAACUGAUUUGAAUAGGAUGCACAGACAAAAUAUAGAUGCCUACCAUAACCCAGAUGCAAGAACAUAUGAAGAUAAAAGGGCUGUUGUAUCUCUAGACCCAAAUUUAGCCACUUCAAAUGCUGAGAACCUAGAAGAUGCUGCAAAUAAAAACUCAGGUCAUAUGCAAACACAGAGCUCUCCUUUUGCUCGAGGGAAUGUAUUUGGUGAGCCUCCAACUGAACUUCAGAUUAAACAGCAAGAAUUAUACAAGAAUUUUCUUCGUUUUCAGAUUGAGGAAAAGAAACAAAGAGAGGAAGCAGAGCGAGAGAGACUGAGAAUUGCAGAAGAAAAAGAAGAAAGACGGCUUGCAGAACAGAGGGCACGAAUUCAGCAGGAGUAUGAAGAGGAACAGGAAAAGAAAAGGGAGAAAGAGGAGGAGCAAAGGCUAAAAAAUGAAGAGCAUAUUCGGUUAGCUGAAGAAAGACAAAAAGAAGCAGAAAGAAAGAAGAAAGAAGAAGAAAAAUAUAACCUGCAACUUCAGCACUACUAUGAAAGAGAUAAUUUGAAUGGGGAAGAAGCAAAGCACAUGAGACAGCCUUCUCCUAUAGUUCCUGCUCUUCAGAACAAAAUUGCAAGCAAACUCCAAAGACCUCCUUCAGUUGACAGCAUCAUACGUUCCUUUAUUCAUGAAAGUUCCAUGUCCAGGGCACAGUCACCCCCGGUACCUGCCAGGAAAAAUCAGCUCCGUGCAGAAGAGGAGAAAAAAAAUGUAAUUAUGGAAUUAUCAGAAAUGAGAAAACAGCUUCGUAGUGAAGAGAGGCGUCUACAAGAGCGAUUGCUACACAUGGACAGUGAUGAUGAAAUUCCUAUCAGGAAAAGGGAAAGGAAUCCCAUGGAUGUAUUUGAUAUGGCUAGACAUCGGUUGCAAGCUCCUGUCAGAAGACAGUCCCCUAAGGGCUUAGACGCUGCCACUUUUCAGAAUAUUCAUGAUUUUAAUGAGCUGAAAGAUAGAGAUUCAGAAACACGAGUUGAUCUGAAAUUUAUGUACCCGGAUCCUCCAAGAGAUCAUCACACCUUAGAGAUUCAGCAGCAAGCUCUGCUAAGAGAGCAGCAGAAGAGGCUGAACAGAAUAAAAAUGCAGGAAUGUGCCAAAGUUGACUUAGAUGCCAUCCCAAGUGCUAAAGUACGAGAGCAAAGAAUGCCCAGAGAUGACACUAGUGAUUUCUUGAAAAACUCAUUAUUGGAAUCUGAUAGUGCUUUUAUUGGGGCUUACGGUGAGACAUAUCCUGCCAUUGAAGAUGACGUCCUCCCUCCACCAUCACAGUUGUCCUCUGCGCGGGAGCGCAGGAGGAACAAAUGGAAAGGACUAGACAUUGAUAGCAGUCAUCCUAAUGUAGCACCAGAUGGUCUCUCCCUAAAAUCUAUAUCCAGUGUAAAUGUUGAUCAGCUUAGAAUGAGAAACGAAGAACGAAUGCGAAGACUGAAUGAAUUUCACAAUAAACCUAUUAAUACAGAUGAUGAGAGUUCACUGGUUGACCCUGAUGACAUCAUGAAACACAUAGGGGAUGACGGAUCAAACUCUGUAGCAACUGAGCUCUGGCUCCGCCCUGGCACUUCAGAAACGCUGAAACGCUUCAUGGCAGAGCAGCUGAACCAGGAGCAGCAGCAGAUUCCUGGAAAACCAGGCACUUUCACUUGGCAGAGCCUGUCGACUGCACACGGUUAAAAUAAACCUGUAUUGGACCCAGAAGUGCCUUGAAAGGAAUGGUAAAUCUGUACCUUUAAUAAUAUGUGCUACUUUUGGCCCCUACCUGAAAGUUACUUUUUUUCCAUCAUAUCUGUAUAUAAAAUUAUUUUUAUCAUGAUGUAUAUUGUGUACAUAAAUAAAAGGCCAUGAUUAUUGAUUUAUAUAAUAGAAUUGUAUAGAUUAUUUUUGCACAAUUUUGUCAUAAAUUAGGGUGGUAAUGAACUGGAUUGAACUACCAUAUGUGCAUUAUAUUGAAUUCUGCUUGUCAUUAAGAUAAGGUAAGUGUCUUAACCGUCCUGUAAAACCAGACGACUCCCCCUUUGUUACAUGCACAUUUUUUCCAUUGUUACCUCGAUGCAAAAGAAUUCAUUUAGUAGGUACAUCUAUUGUAGCUGUGAUUAUUCCAGUUUCUGUGUGAUGCAAUCAAGUGUCCUAUUAUUUCAUGUCAUUUGUAGCUACUGAUACAGUAGAAAUGAAGGGAACUGUAAUUGCUUGUAUUUUUGUAAGCCAUACGUUAAAUGUUACAUCUUUCUGCUUUUAUUUUUAUGCCAAUGAAGGCAUUUGUCUUGUUACUAAUUUAUAUGAUGUAACUACUUCUUGAUAUAAAUAAAUUUUUAUUUUAAUUAAUUACUAAAAUCUUUUUAACUACUAUGGAGCUUUCUAGACUAGUUUUCUAGAGGUUGAAUAGAGGUGGAGACACCCGGGAGUCAAGGACAGAGAGACAGACUAGAGUCUUCUUGUUCCACCAUGGAACCUUGGAUAAGUGAGUCCAUGUGAGUUUUCUAAUCAAUCACUCAGUCAGUGAUACUUCUAAAAAAGGAAAGUGUCAUUCAAAUUAUGAAAUUCUGACUCAGAUUAGAAUCUUCAGAACCAUGACAGCUGAGAACAUCCCCAGGCACUGCUUCUCUAAUACUUCUCCUCUGAUGUAAUUAAUUAAUGGUAGACAAUAUCAGAUAAAUUUGCCACAAUUAAAUUACUGAUAUUUUGA
Messenger RNA from Nomascus leucogenys (northern white-cheeked gibbon), 4699 nucleotides. RefSeq names its product centrosome and spindle pole associated protein 1 (gene CSPP1). Gene Ontology annotation, biological process: positive regulation of cytokinesis. The record is from RefSeq and is a predicted model, not a curated record. Gene Ontology annotation, cellular component: centrosome; spindle pole; microtubule. NCBI's taxonomy places the organism in Eukaryota, Metazoa, Chordata, Mammalia, Primates, Hylobatidae.